Molecule: messenger RNA, 1536 nt
Organism: Salvia miltiorrhiza (redroot sage)
Lineage: Eukaryota; Viridiplantae; Streptophyta; Magnoliopsida; Lamiales; Lamiaceae
Exons: 4
Coding region: 286-1449 (387 amino acids)
Source: RefSeq, a predicted model, not a curated record
UUCCCAUUCUCAAAGAUUUUUUUUUUCUUUUAAUUAACACAUCAUAAAGUGAUUGUUAAAUAAUUUGAUCAAAAUAUAUCACUGUGAAAAUAUUAAGAACGAAUAUUUAGGUGAUGAAUUAUUAUGUAAAAUUAAAAAAAAAUCGUGAGAAACAUUCAAGAAAAAAUGAAAUUUGGUGAAUUUACAGAAAAAUAACCCCCAAAAAAAAAAAACAAAUUGGUAUAUGCUUCGCAGGCAACAAAAUAGAUGGAAGAAAUUUGAGGGUCGUCGGCGAAGCUCCCACCAAUGGCGGCUUCCGCUCGCAUUCUCCACUCCUCCUACCGCCGUCCUCCCACUUCACUCCACCCUUUCCACCUCCCUCGCCGCUCACGCCAAUACGUCCCCUCCCCACACCGAUCCCCCUCUCCCUCUCUCAUCCUCUCCCACAACCACUCCCCCAAAUUCCACUCUUUCAAUUCAUUCCCCGUUUUCGCGCCGCCCAAUUUCUCCAUCUCCGGCGGUUACCUCGGCCGCCUCCUAUUCGGCCCCGGAAACUCCCCAUUCAGCUGGAAUUUCGCUCCUGUGCCAACAUCUAUUGAUCAGAGUAACAGGAUCGGCGUUAGGGUUAACGACCCGGAGGUUGCGGUGGUGAUGCUGGGGUGGCUGGGGGCGAAGCCCAAGCACCUGAGGCGGUACGUCGAGAUGUACAACGCGAAGGGCAUUCACGCCGUUACGUUUGUUGCUUCUGUCAUGGAUGUGCUGUCGUUCGAUUUGGGGAAGAAGCUGGAGGAGAGGGUGCGGAGUCUGGCCGAUGAGCUCGCGGCGUGGCUCGAUCGGGGCGGCCGCGAUCGCUUCUUGGUCUUCCAUACCUUCAGCAACACCGGCUGGCUUGCGUAUGGUGCCAUUCUUGAUAAUUUGAAGGAUAUGCAGGAUUUGUUGGAGAGGAUUAAAGGAUGUGUAGUGGAUUCAGGAGGAGACCCCGAAAUCGAUCCCAAGGUUUGGGCAGCUGGAUUUUCCACGGCUUUGCUAAAGAAAAGCAGCUCAGCUACUUAUCCUUCCACGGAACCAGUUGGAGGAACUCAAUCGGGAAGUGGGAAGAACGGAUCACAGAUAGAAGAGAAGAAGUCCUUUUCUAUUGAAUUCUUGCUGUUAGGUGCAUUUGAGAAGCUCUUCUCCUAUCUUCUUUUCUUGCCCGAUGUAAACAGGAGGUUGCGAAAGAUCAUAUCCAUCCUCUCGACUAAUCAGCCUCCGUGUCCACAGCUUUAUCUGUAUAGUACCGGAGAUAAGGUGAUCCCAUUUCGAAGAGUCGAGUCGUUCAUGGAGGAGCAGGGUAAGACUGGGAAACAUGUCUUCUCUUUUAAUUUUGGAUCAUCUCCUCAUGUGGACCAUUAUCGGACGUUUCCUGAUAUGUAUGCUUCACAGCUCGACAAUUUUUUGAAAGAAUGUUUGAGUAUGGUAGGGAAAUUGUAGAAACCAAAGACUGCUUGAACCUUCAGCUGACUAAGAAAAUGCUUUUCAAAUCCAUAGGGAAAUGAAUUUAUUUACUCAUGUUUUAAA